Molecule: messenger RNA, 1221 nt
Organism: Oppia nitens
Lineage: Eukaryota; Metazoa; Arthropoda; Arachnida; Sarcoptiformes; Oppiidae
Product: steroid 17-alpha-hydroxylase/17,20 lyase-like
Exons: 6
Coding region: 7-1221 (404 amino acids)
Molecular function (GO): oxidoreductase activity, acting on paired donors, with incorporation or reduction of molecular oxygen; heme binding; iron ion binding
Source: RefSeq, a predicted model, not a curated record
AUAUCAAUGGAUGCCUUCAAUAAAAUUGCUGUAUCCGGACGUCCGAAAUCUUAUUUAUUAAAUAAGUUUUCAAAUGAAUAUUAUACUGACGUAACAUUUGCUAAUUAUGGCAUUGAAUGGCAAACACUGAGACAUUUAGCAUUAUCUACUAUUAAUAAACAUUUACUAAACAAUAAAAUUAUUGAUGAAACAAUUGAUUGUAUGGACAAAAYUAUUAGGAAAAUGUUAGCAAAUGAAGGACCGGAUAAACCGAUUGCACCGUUAGAUUACAUAUUCAUUAUGUAUCUCAAUAUUGUCAACAAUUGUGCCUUUGGAGAGAAUCUAAGUUUAGAUGACCCGCACUUAAAACGCCUAAAAUAUCUAAUACACGAUUUCUACGAUAAAAUGUCGACAAACUUUAUGUUAUGGGAAUAUUCAGCAAUAUUUCGAUGGUUUGACUAUAGAUUAGUUAAACAAUUCAAUGAAAUCACUGGCGAAGCCCGGGAUAUAUUAGUCGACAAAUUUACAAAACACUACAAAUCAUAUGAUCCGAGCGUUGAAAGAGAUUUAUGCGAUUCACUGAUUGCGGCAAAACUGCAGACAAAAACAAGCGCUGAUAGUGUCGACCGUCGGAAACAUUUAAGUGAUAUGAAUCUGACAAUGAUUUUAUACGACCUGACUAUCGACGCGGCCGACACUUUUCACGGCGUAUUUCAAUGGAUACUAUUAUUUCUGGCCAAUUAUCCGCUAAUUCAAAAACAAYUACGAAUGGAAAUCAAACAAACAAUUGGCGACCGACGGCCACAACUUGACGACAAAAAUCGGUGUCCGCGGGUUAUGGCGUUUAUUGCCGAAACAAUCCGAUUGCGUGCACCCAAUCCGUUUGGGGCACCGCACCAAACAUUGUCGGACACAACAAUUGGCAAUUAUUCGGUGCCAAAGGGUACUAGAAUUUCGGUAAAUUUAGGCUACAUUUUAUGCGAUAGUAAGCACUGGGGAGACGAUAGUCAUACAUUCAGAGCCGACCGAUUUAUUACCACUACUAGCAAUGGUAGUGAAAAAUUGGACACAAAUCACAAAGCAUUUGUACCGUUCGGUAUUGGACGUCGUAAAUGUAUGGGCACCAAAUUGGCUAUUGCUGUACUUUUUAUAUCUGUGGUACGAUUGAUACAGAUAACCGAUGACUAUACUAUUGUAUUGGACAGUCAUAUGCAAUUGGAUCCCGAUUCUAAUAGCGCAUGA